AUAUUUCCUCUCCAUUUUUAAAUCUCUAUUUAAAAACCAAAAAAUAAAUCUACCUUUGGAGUUUCCACUCUAUUGUUAGAGAAAGAAAGAGAAUACAUUUCAAAAAAAGGUUGUGGAAAGAGAGAGAGGGAAAGGGAAUGAAAAUUAUCAGAGAGAUCAUUAUUCACUCACUAUCUCCACAAGUUCCAACCUCUGCAAUUCCUUUCACUGCUUUCCUUUCCUUCUUUUGCUCUUUCUCUCCAUAUCCAUUAUCAUUCUCAGCCUCGUUUCCAUUUUUGCUUUUUUCCAGAAAAGGCCAAAAUUCUAUAGUUGCAUACCCUUUAUGCUCUAACAAUGCAUACAUACACAUAAUAUCAAUAUCCUAAUCCUCGAUCCUCGAGAACACCACUUAAGCAAAACACUACCAAAGAUUUCAAUUUCAUUUUGCUGCAAUUAGGUGUUGGAUUACAAGAGCAGAAAGUUAUAGAAUCCGAGGCAAAUUCCAAGAUGAUCCAUGUGUAUAUAAAGGAAGGUGGAAAGGUUAUUGAUUGAGAGAGCUCCGUUUUGAACCCAACAGAAUCUGUUUAAAGAUUAAGUAGAGGGAGUGAAGCGUUGCGUCCUUUUUGGGGAAGGCUACAUUUUUUACCGCUAUUUUUUUGGGUGUUCUAGUUUGAUAAAGGGUUGCUUUAUAGCAUGCGAGUUGGUUUUCAUAAAGGAGGGAGCAAAGAGGGAGAGAUAGAGAAGAAGAGAGGACAAUAGUACGUGAGCAAGUGAAUAAAAAAUGCAAGAAACGAAGAAGAAAAACAAUGGCGGCAAUGAAGAUUCCAAGAAGAAGGAAAGACAUAUAGUUACCUGGACUCAACAGGAGGAUGAUAUUCUCCGCCAGCAAAUAAGCUUACAUGGAACUGAAAAUUGGGCGAUCAUUGCAUCUAAAUUCAAGGACAAAACAACAAGACAAUGUAGAAGAAGAUGGUACACAUAUUUGAAUUCUGAUUUCAAGAAGGGUGGAUGGUCGCCAGAGGAAGACAUGCUUUUGUGUGAGGCUCAGAAAAUAUUUGGUAACAGAUGGACAGAAAUAGCAAAAGUUGUUUCUGGCAGAACGGAUAAUGCUGUCAAGAAUAGGUUCUCUACUUUAUGUAAAAAGAGAGCUAAAUAUGAGGCUUUAGCAAAAGAGAAUAGAAAAACAUAUAUUAACUCAAACAACAAAAGAAUCCUCUUCCAUAAUGGAUUCAAUGCAGAUGGAAUACUGGAAAAUGCAGCACCUGAUAAGAGGACAAGGAGGUCCCACAUCCCUGAUCAUUCAGAACAUUGCAAAUUGGCAGAUAGAUCACACCCAAAGCAGCAGUCUAGGCCUCCCUUAGCAGAGUUGGCCCAAAAUUUCAACAAUGUUCAAGUUGCUGGCCAGCAUAAUGCCACCAGUGGCAAGGAGGUCUCAAUUCAUGCGACUAAAAAAGGUAAGAUCCAAGGAACUUUUCUCAGAAAGGAUGACCCGAAGAUAACUGCUCUGAUGCAACAAGCGGAGCUUCUCAGUUCACUUGCAUUGAAAGUUAAUACAGAGAAUACAGAAAAGAGUCUAGAAAAUGCAUGGAAGGUCCUUCAGGAUUUCCUCAAUCAGAAAGAUAAUGAUACUCUCAGAUAUAGAUUCGCUGACAUUGAUUCUCAAUUCGAAGACUUUAAAGACUUGAUAGAGGAUUUAAAGAGUAGUAAUGAUGGAAGUCAACCAUCUUGGAGGCAACCUGAUCUAUAUGAGUCUCCAACCAGCUCUGAGUACAGUACAGGAUCAACUCUAACGCCUUAUACAACUGCUGGCAAAACUGAACAAAAUCAGGUUGAGGUUGGUGAACUUCAUGAGGAUGUUCCAAAUGAAUUACAGUCAGUUCUUACUAAAGAGCAAAGUAAUACAGACGAAUGUGAGAAAGGAAUUAUUUCCUUACCAAAUGUAACUCAAGGGGGCACAUUUCCAUCUUUUGAUGAAGACACAAACGCAGAUGUAGUUGUUUCUGUCUCAUCAAGUACAGAGUUCAGCUCCCCCUUUCAAGUUACCCCAGUUUUCAGAUCCUUAGCUGCAGGGAUUCCCAGCCCUAAAUUUUCAGAAAGUGAAAGGAACUUCCUACUAAAAACACUUGGAGUGGAAUCUCCUUGUCUCAAUCCAAGCACAAAUCCUUCUCAACCACCCCCUUGUAGAAGAGCCCUCCUCCAAAGUCUAUAACAAACCUCUCUUAACCAUCUCACACAAAGAAAAAGGUGUAGCCCCUUGGACUCCACUGUUGAGUUCUUUUCUUCUUUUUUCUUUUUUUUUUUUUUAAAAAAAGUAUCAGUCUCAUAGGAUUGCAGCCAUCAUGGCCCAAAGUUUUAUUGGGAGGCAUAUCAGAUCUGCAUUCCAAGAUUCCAUGUCUAGGAUGCAACGGUGCAUUCUAGCAUCUCAGACACAUCUAACAAUGUGAUCUGAGUUCAUUCUUCUUUUCCCUUACUAGAACAGCAAGGCCCCAAUACUCACAUUUAAAAUUCAGUGUGCUUUUUAGUGUCUCAUUCUUUUGUCCUGUUGUGAUUCAGUUUAGGGUGUUCCAUCUUCCGAUCCAGUUUUGGGCCUUUGAUUCAUAUCUGUACAGAACCUAAUGUAUAAGUUAUUAGUCAGAGUGUAAUUAUACAUUGGCAACUCGCCCAUAUAUAAUUAAAGAAGCAGAGGGGAAAAGGAAAAAAAAGCAAAGGUUAAAGGAGGAUUAACCAGCUGAUUGGAUUCCUUUUCGUUGUUUUUGAGUGUGCAUAGGAUAUAGAAUAAGUUUCUCCCCUUUUCUUUUAGAUUUCUAAUGUAAUAGAAACAUGUUGUUGGAAUGAAAAUGUGUUUUGGUCUUGGUGUGCAAGUA
Molecule: messenger RNA, 2843 nt
Organism: Manihot esculenta (cassava)
Lineage: Eukaryota; Viridiplantae; Streptophyta; Magnoliopsida; Malpighiales; Euphorbiaceae
Product: transcription factor MYB124
Exons: 12
Coding region: 761-2188 (475 amino acids)
Biological process (GO): regulation of DNA-templated transcription
Cellular component (GO): nucleus
Molecular function (GO): RNA polymerase II cis-regulatory region sequence-specific DNA binding; DNA-binding transcription factor activity, RNA polymerase II-specific
Source: RefSeq, a predicted model, not a curated record